Molecule: messenger RNA, 8433 nt
Organism: Brassica rapa (field mustard)
Lineage: Eukaryota; Viridiplantae; Streptophyta; Magnoliopsida; Brassicales; Brassicaceae
Source: RefSeq, a predicted model, not a curated record
UACAUAUAUUUAGAAAGUUAUAAUUUUAAUUUUUGAAAAUUUAUUGAAAUUGUUUUUAUUAUAAAAUUUUAUAAUAUUAAUUAAAAUAUUAUAGAUAUAUAUUUAUAUUUUCAUAAUUUAAUUUUUAAAUUUUUUAUUAAAUAUUUUUACUUUUGUAUAUAUAUUGUUUUAAAAAAAAAGAAUUUUUUUUACCCUCCUGCAACCGCCCGCAAUCGCAAACGCUAGCUGGAGCCAGCUUUUGAAUUUAUGAGAUUCAGAGCGGUUUGAAGCGGUUUAGAACGAUUUGAGUGAUUGUUGCAAACCGCCGACAACCGCUACGUACCGCAAAAGCUGCGUUUGCGGAUGGUAGCGAGAAAACCAGUCGUCCCCUAAGAAGCGUUUUUGAACUUUAAUAGUCAUUUUCGAAUUUCGUCAAAAGGCUAUCCUAAACACUAUUUUUUUCUUUUAGAAAAAUGAGAUCGUGAACCUUUCAAUGAAUGUCACUUAAAAUCAUUUUCUAAAGAUGAUUCGUCUUUUUAACAAAAAGUUUGAUGAAAAACUAAAGAGUGUUCUCAGAACUGUUUCAGAUGAUUUAAAAACGUUUAUAUUAGAAAUAUUGUUCCCAAUAUUAAAUCUGAUUCAACUGAUAAGCAGGAAGCGGAUUUAUUGAGUUAAGUAUGUUAGGACGCGAGAAUCCAAAUUGAAAAUUACGAAACAAUAUGUGAUGAUAACGAUAAUAUAAAAUGGUAAAAACAUUUUAAAACCAAUAUGAAAAGGACAAAUACGUGGAGUCGUGAUUUGAUCACUUUCCUUAACUCAAUAAAUCGCCCGUAGGUGAGACGGUUUCUGUACGAUUUUGAAUCCAGGAUAAAACUACAUGAGACUGUUUUGCUUCACCCAAAACAGAAACUGCGAACCAACUACCACACUAUACUCUUGAAACUUACUUUGAAAGACUAGAGGUAUUGCUGAAAUUUUUGUAUGUGGAAGCUUAUGUAUAAAUUUGUAAGUUCUUAAUUGUAUGAGAGUCGUAUAUCCUUAAUGGAGACAUAAGAUGUCUAUUUAUAGGAGAUAUUCACAAAACUUAGUCAUAAAGCAACUUUGACAUGUGUCAUUAAGUUUUCUUAAGCUUUUGACACUUCUAAAUCAUCAAGGUUAGACACCAAGUGAGUUUUAAUAUUUGACAUUUGUCACUAAAUUGCAUAACUUAGUCACUAAAUUUACUUAGCUUAAUUCAUUUGUCACAAAUUUACUUAGCUUAGUCAUCAAUUUUAGUAAAAAGCUUUCCAUCAUUUUAGUCAGUCCAUGGACUUGCAAAUAUGAUAGAUUUUGUUUAUAUAAAGUAUAACAUUUAUUUUACAUUGAUUAGAUUUUUAUUUAGUCUAAUAGGUUUGUAAAAUUCUAUUUACGCACACCGUUAAUUUUUACUCAACCCAAAAAGCUUGUAGAAAUAGUUCCAACAAUAUAUACCAACGUUUACGUGUUCACAAAACCGAAUCAUCUCAUGUUAAAUAGACAAGUAAGUACUAUUAUGACGUUCUUGUUAGUAUAAACUAAUGUUAAUCAUUUCAAUAAUACACUACAUAUGCUAAAAGAAACCAAAACGACUCGGUUGGCGACCACGUACUUGUGUUGUCGUAUAGGGGUUUCAAACUUCAAGUGGUCUUUUCUCGAAGUUGGAUGUAUUCGACAUGACUAUACAUCGUGUCAUCUAUUUUUUUUUGGAGCAAACAAAUCCUUUAAAAAAAUAUUAAACCAUUUCAGAUCUUUUAUUCUUGUUGGAUCCUGUUUAAAUUUGAAAUUGAACAAAUAUAAUUAUACUUUGAAAAAACUAGUUGAGUUUAGAAAAUAUCCAACCACUUCUAUAUUUUUCUUCUAAAAUAGAAAACCUCUAUUACAGAAGUGGAAUUUGGUUCAAAGUUUAUAAGUUAAUAUUUGAUAAAUUAAUAACCACGCUAAAUUAAAUUUUUUUGCUCUAAAUUGGAUUAGUUUAAAAUAUGACACAAAUUGAUAAAAUAAUAAGAUAAUAUUUUUUUUCAUAAAUCCUAUGUAAAUAUACAGUCCUACUGAAAUCAUAAAUUAAUAAUUUUUAUAUAAAGUUUAUAUAAGUAAAAACAAAAUAUUGUAAUAUUUUUUUUAUAUUCGUAAUGAAAUUCAUCUCUAUUUUCUGAACACUUCAGCAUAUUUUAAUAAUAUUUAGUAAAACUAUAUAUAAACCUACAUUUAAUUCUAUGAAACAUAUUUCGUAUACACCAAAUAGUAUAACCAAAAUGAUAUAAAAACAAAAUUCUAAAAUUUAAUUAAUAUAUAUACAACAAAAUUAACUAUUUUCUUAUUUUAUGAAAAAUAAUUCUAAAAAGAAAUAGUUUGUAAAUUAAUAAAAUACAUAAUCUCAACAUUAUUAUUUAUUUAUUUAUGCAACUGAAUCUCAAUUUUAUUAAUUUAUAGAGUUUUUACUCUUGAUUCAUUAUUGCACCUUUUGCUUUACCCCAGAGAGCACAAUGUAAAGUCAUUAUUACACAUAAUCCUCCGAUUAAGCUAGAAAGCAUCAAAAUAUAUACAAGAUGAUGUAUAUAGAUUGUAGUAAAAUCCCAUUUUGUAAAGCAAGUCACCGCCCAAAAAAACCUAAUGAUCUUUUUUUUGUUGAUGAAGUUUACCCGAAAUGUGAGACAAAAAGACCAGGAAAGAGUGCUAGAGAACUAGAACAAACAAACCAAUAUAAUACAUGUCCUGGUCAUUAAAAGCUCCUAGUAACGAUUUCCCAAUUGGUAGUUGAAUCAAUUCAAUUUGGUCGACAAGCUUAUUAUAUAUAACUCUAAAAUUGUGUUUCUCCUAAUUAAGUUAAAGCCAUAAAAUAUAUAUGGAAAGAUGUUAUUUUAAAUCGACUGUAUAUUGAGGAUUUUGAAUUUUAACCUGAUCUUAAAUACACAACAUGUGAUUACAUGUGUUACCAGCGACUUUACUAAUAGAUAGACUAAAUUAAUCGACUGUAUAUUGAGGAUUUUGAAUUUUAACCUGAUCUUUAAUAUACAACAUGUGAUUACAUGUGUUACCAGAGACUUUACUAAUAGACAGACUAAAUUAAGAUCCAACCUUUAAAAUGCAUGGGAAAAUCAUAUUAAAAUACACAAAAUGUGAAAAGGGGACUUGUCUGAAGCCUUGAUCACUAACAAAAGUUUGCACAUGGUAGCUAGCACUCAACUAGACCCAUAUGUGUAGUCAUAUAUAUGCAUCGUAUGAUUACUCCGUGAAAAUCUAUAUACAUACGGUCUGUUUCAUAAUAAUAUGAUAAUGUUAACUGUAAAACAUAUGGGUGAACCGUCGUCCGAUUACAUGCUUAUAUCAUCUCCCCUAAUAUGAUUUCAGGAUAUGGUUGAAUUUGUGUUACAAUAUACAUCAAUAAAUACAAUAUGUUCAAGGCGGGGUGUUAUUAUAACACAAUUUACUAAGUACAAAACGGGCAAACGACCCAAAGUCAACCUUCGGUUGGCUGCCAUUAAGAAGAGAAGAUUCGUAAAUGGAGACGCCCACUUCUCUAAUUUUUGUUUUGUAUUUUAAGGUUCUGCUCUAGAAACGUGUUUGUUUGUUCCGCUUCGUAGUAAAGCCCACCUUCUUUAAGGCUAGAGAGUCUUACUUACUCAGGGGGGUCAAGCUUUUUGACCUUUUCAAUCUUCACCGAUGAGAGUUUUUUACUUUUGUACUUCGAAGAGUACGGCAGAAGCGACUAAUUUAAUCUUUCCCUUGAUUUGAGGGGACGACCAUCUAUCCCAUACUAAAAGCACGAUAUGCAGUGUUUUUAACAUGUCCACGUCGACAGAUUUAAUUGCCCAAUCAAAACAGAUUUAAUGUCCACGUAGGGUACCGGAGGCGUACGUUUGGUUUACUGGGUUCGUCUUUAUCUCGAUUUGGUUAAUACAAGGUGGAUCUCAUAUGAUUUUGUAUGGGCUUCGUUAUGGUUUAUUGGGCUUGGUCUUUUAUCGGUAUAUUAAAAAAAAACAACAACACGAGACGGAAACCCCGAUGCUUUGCGCCUCCAUCUCUUCGUCUUCCCCCUUUGUUCUUCAUCGUAACAGAUCUCUCGAUCCACAUCUCUACAAUCAAUACCCCACGACUUCUCGAUCCAUCAAUUUCUUUUUGAUGAGUUCGUUUCCGUUUGCUCUUUUCCUCCUCCUUUAUAUACUGUUAUUCUCUUUCGAGUGGAAACCAAACCUCGAACUUCUCUCCUUAAUCUAUGGCGAUGAAACCGAAUGGAAAAUCCCCUGUUACCUCCGAUCACGACGAAAAAAUCAUGCUUUACCGCGAUGUCACACCGGGUCCCCACGAAACCCAGCUGCGUUUCCGCUUGAUUCAUUUCUGGGAGGCUUGAAACCCUCUAAAGAAGACGCUUAUUGGCCUUGAGAUGCUUCUAAUAGACGAGCAGAGAUCUGUUAUCCAAGGAUUCAUUCCGCCAAGCCAUAUUGAGAGACAUUUGCCUAAAAUGAAGCCUGGAUCGCUUUACAAGCUCAACAAUUUUUAUGGAUCAAGCAACAAAACCGUUUAUCGGGUUUCUGAUCAUGCUGUGACGGUGUCGUUCUCAUGGAACUCGGAGCUCUCUGUUCUUGAAGACAGCCCCACCCCUUUUGAUGAAGACAGAUUCCGUUUUCAUUCCUUUGAGGAUUUUCAAGCUAGCUGUGAUCGCAAAGGAGACCUCUACGAUGUUGUUGGGCACAUGAAGGUGGUUAAUGGACAGUGUCUCAUUGGGACACCAGUUCUUGAUGAAGUGGAGAUAGCUAGGGCGAGGCAUGUGUUGGUUCAUGUGCAGUCAUACGAUGGGCCUGUGAUGAAGCUCUACUUUUGGGACCAGGCUGCAAGAGACUUUUGCAAAAAAUUCAAAUCAUACGAAGGCACCCCCACCGUGUUAUUGGUCACGACCGUUAACACUAAGAGUCUCGGAGGUUCAAUUUCUAUCUUUAGAAAACUUUCUUAUAAUUAGAUAUCUACUCUUUUUGGUCUUUAAAUGGGUGUUGCUUAAUACAACAUGUACUCUUGCACUGAGUUCAAUGUCCUCCUCACGUGUCUUUAUGGACUACGAUGUCCAACCUACGAUCGACUACUUUAGCUGGUAAAUCUAUAUAUAUUUUCCCUUUUAUAUUUAAUCUUUCGCUGCCUCACCCCAUAUCAAUGAUUGAAUGGAUCAAAAUGCUACUACUCUCUCUCAGGUUGGGUUCUAAACCACAGAGUGCUGAGCUGGUUAAUGCAGAAGUGGUUACUAAAAGGGAGACACUGACUAUAGGAGAAAUAUUCUCCUACAUCAAGCAGGGAUCUAAUAAGGUACGACUUGGUCUAAUUAUUUCUUAGUCAUUUAUCAAAAACUUUGAGUCUUAUAUAGCUUUGCUGUCCAGGAGGCUUUUUUUAGUGCACGGCUACGAUUGAUGAUGUGGUCCAUGGUUCAACCUGGUAUUACAUAUCAUGCAGUGGUUGCCAUACUAAGGCUACGAAAGGCCCAACUUCUUUGAUGUGUUCAAAAUGUGGGAAAGUCAACAUAUCAGGAGUACCACAGUAUUUACUCUAUACUCACUUCUCAAUUCUCAGUAGCAAUUUGAAUGGUAUUAGCUUCUAAUUUCUUCAUGGCAGGUACCGUGCACAGAUAUCUGUCUAUGACAACAGUGAGCAAGCUGUUUUUGUACUGCUUGGUGAUGCUGGUUUUCAGUUAACUGGGAAGCAAGCAGCCGAGUUAGUCAGCAGCUAUUUUGAGGUAAGUUUCUUCAGUCGGAACUGUUAGUAUUGGUACUCUCAAUAUUGGUCUUCAAGUUGCAAUUGAAUAUUGGUAAUCUUGAAUGUCAGGCUAAUGGAGACCAAGGAGUUACCCAAGAGGUGCCUUUCCCGGAAGCUUUAAUCAGCACUAUUGGUCAGAAACAUAACUUUUGUGUGAAAGUUACAAAGCACAACUUAGAUGGGAAGUCUCGAUCUUUAACUGUGACCAAGAUUCUCCCUCUGGACACUCCACCAGUCACAGAAUCUUCGGGAGAAAACUACAAUCCGGAAACUUCGGAGGAGACAUUUGAGACUGGAACGAACGUGUGUGAAGCUUCCAAAAUCAGUGUGGAUUCGGCAGAGGGAAGUAAGAGAAAUGGUGACAUUGAUGAGAUGGGCAAAGCAAAACGCCUCAAGCGUGGGGUGUAGAUCAGGGGAUUACAGCUAAAGUUUUUUUUUUCCAGUCUAUUAUUGACUCAUGAUUUCUUUCAGUUUUUCUAAAGUUUUUCAUAUACUCUGAACGCUUAUGUUUUGAUAAUCAUUAUUCUACUUCUUAAGGCUUAUAACUCUGUUUUUUUAGGUGUUUUGAAAUCUAGCUUUGUGACAAACAGGUCAAUCAUUUCUGUAUUUUAAAAUCAUUCUUCACGAACUGUGGAUGUUCUUUGAAAAAUGUCAUUUAAGGAAAAAAAAAGAGGUUUUCAAGUACAUAUUUUAUUUUAGAAAAAAACGUGUUUUCAAUCAACAUAAUGUAACGACCCGGUUUUCUCUAAACCGGUAUUGGGAUUGGGUUGAUUAUUUAAUUAGACUAAACCAAAAUAAUUACAAAACCAAAGCAAUAUAUAUACUUGUAUGCAUCUCCUUCUUCAUGUUAACCUAGCCGUCAUCUUUACAAAUGAGAGACCACCAUCGUUGUACCAUCUCUUCCCGCACCACCUCUCUAUCUCUCAUCCUUCUCUCACUCCCGUAACCUUGAAAAGAGCCUCGUCGUUGCCGUCAUCAAUACUCACCACAAGAGACGCCACCACAACAACCGGAGCAAUCGUUCACAGUUCACUGGAUCCAUCACCAUUCUUUAUCACGUGUUGUUAAUGUGAACAUAUCCGAUAUGUGGAGAAGAGACGAACAAAACGGAGCCACCGUCCACCAUGGAUCACCACCACGAGUCUUACUCCACCAGAGAUGAGACGUUGUGUUUUCAGAGGCCAUCACCGCAAACCGUUUACGUUAUGUACCAAGUCCGAGAAGUGUGGAACGUGAGCAAAGCUGGACCACCGCGGCUCACCACCACCGGCUCCGAUCUAUACCGCGUUAGCCGUGAGCCAUUGGAGAAACAAGGCAUGUCAACCAACCACCAUCAUCAACCGUGAUCCAAGCCGUAUUAUCUAAGUGACUUCCUCCUUUGUUCCUUGUGAUACAAGAAACGUAUAUAGCACAAUCAUAAACGUGUCCUUGCAUGUGUUUAUGUGUAGUGAAUCUUAUGCCAACCUGCAGUUACUUGCCCAUCAUUUUAAAUAAGGCGUAAGAAGGUUUAUGGAACACGUUUCAUUCAACACCAUGAUUAGGAAGGAAUCUUUUAAAGUGAUGUUAGGCGAGAUCGUUCCCGAGCAUUUCAUGAGCUAUAUUCAAUAUUGGCUCAGGUGAGGGUCUUUUCCCGAGCUUCUCUUACACGGCUUAGGACCUCGAAUAAGUAUAAUUUAUUUCUAAUGUGUUCCGUCUGUGUGAAAUCGAGUCUGUCAUUGCUUUUUUAGUUUUUAGGUUCUUUGCUUAAACCAGAACUAGGGUUGUUAGAUGGUUCAACAGUGAUUGUUCAUUUAUAAUUGAUAAUAUAUAUGUAUAUAGUAUAUUGAGGUGAUUUGGAUGUUAGCCGACCAUGGAGACGUAAUUCUGUGUGUCGGCUGGAGACCAGUACAUUGGGUGUGGUGUAUGCUGCGGCACAGCGUAGUCGACCUGUUGUGCCAAGGCUUCAGAGAUCGAUAAAUUGUCUACGGACGUGUGUUACCGAGCACAUAUUCGGUGGUGUUUUUGGCCUGUUAGUGGGCAGCGAGUGUGCACCUCGCUAGGAUCAUUGUUUGAUCUCUGGGUACUUUAGGUACCGUGUUUGCAACGUGUUAGGAUUAAAUUAUAUUUAUUCGGAGUGUUCUGUCCGGGUCCAUGGACUUCGGGUUUAGUAUCCCAUACCUCAUUGAGUGACUUACCUGUUACUCACCCCUCUCUCUUCCCCAUUUCAGGUGAGACUGACGAGUAUAUGAUAUUUGGAUGGAUUGGUGCUACUGGGCUUUUUAUUCGGAUUUUUAUUUGGGCUUAGGGUGAGUGGAGUCGUGUAUAUGGGCUAUUGUGUUAUGAGAUAUUGUUGGUGGCACGCUGUUCUUCAGAUAGGAGGUAACGGGUUUCACACAUAAUUACUCCACUUUCGUUAAAAGUGUUCAACGGCAUAAAUUUAGUACCGUAAUAUGAAAAAAGAAUCAAUCAAGUAAUUGAUAUUUCUUUCCAAUAACGUAAGAGAAUAUUUGCAUAUCUUAUGCAUUAGCUGCAAUGCCUAAAGCAUUGUUUUUUAUUCCGUAACUCUCAGCAAAAUAAGAAAAUAGAAGUACGAAGCAUCCCCUUAAGCUGUUGCACGGAAAACCAAGCUUUCUAUUUCCAUUUUGAAAAAAAUACUGAAAUUACCAUUGGAAGUGUCUACCAAGCUUUAAUCAACGCUAGACUCCAACCAACUGUGAAAGG